Messenger RNA from Ochotona princeps (American pika), 830 nucleotides. RefSeq names its product REC114 meiotic recombination protein (gene REC114). NCBI's taxonomy places the organism in Eukaryota, Metazoa, Chordata, Mammalia, Lagomorpha, Ochotonidae. The transcript is spliced from 6 exons. The record is from RefSeq and is a predicted model, not a curated record. The coding region runs from base 42 to 809 and encodes 255 amino acids.
CCGGUUCCUCCCUGGGGCCGCACGUGGAGGGUUUGGGAGCAAUGGCGGAGGCUGCAAAAGCAAGCACCAGCCUCGGGCUGUCUGGGACAGACGCGACGCAGUGGCCUCUGCAGCGCUACGGCCGCUUCAUGCCAUUGGGUGACGGUGAACCUCCUGCGCCGGGCCAGGGGAACCGGCCGGGUUCCUCCCGCUCUUGGAAGGUUUUUGAGUCCAGUGAAGAAUCCGGUUCCAUUGUUCUCACCAUAGUAAUAUCGGGUCACUUCUUCAUCUCCCAAGGGCAAACACUGCUGGAAGGGUUCUCACUCAUUGGCAGCCGGAGCUGGUUGAAGAUUGUGAGACGUGUGGACUGUCUGCUCUUUGGAACCACGGUAAAGAACAAGAGCCGCAUGUUCCGGGUGCAGUUCGCUGGCGAGUCCAGGGAGCAGGCGCUGGCCAACUGCUGCAGCUGCACACAGAGCCUGGCCCAGUAUGUGCCCGUGGACAUCCCCGGCCCUGUGCUGCUGGCAGGGGACAGCCAGGAGGACGGUGGCCUGGAGUGCAGGCCACUUCAGCAGGGAGUCCAGCAGAACCCAGGGCAGCGGGUGUGUGGGAUGGAGGGCCCGAGCGGGCCAGGAACAAGCACCUCCGUGCCGCAGCUCGCUCAGGCCAUCCUGGCCUCAGAGGAGCUGCCCCUGGCCUACCACCAGACUCCGUGGGCUGCGGAGGAGCUGGGACCCUUCCUGCGCCAGUGCCUCCUGGACCAGCACUUCCCGGCGUUCGUGGAAGACGUGGAAAAGGAGCUGAGGAAGCUGUUGGGGCCGAGCAAGUAACGCCCCCUGUAUGUGUGUCAC